AUGUCGCAGGUCGAAGACUGGUCUGAAGGUGACUUUGACCUCGAGCACACAGCAUUGCGAACAGACAGUACCUCGCUUCAGGAUGUCCACCCAUUCUCGCGUCUCGACCUCGAUGAUCAGCCCAACUGGGACGAGGACUUCCCUGAGGACAAUCCCGACGAGAAUUCGGACGAGCAGACCGAGACUAUCAAGCUAUCAUCUGCUGCAGGGUCGGCGCUGAAGCUCAUUCUCGAAGCGAACAAAGCUUCUACCUCUGCAGCAGCUCACCAAGAUCUCGAAGAUCAACUUCGCCCACCAGCGCUCGAUCUUGCGCGCAUUUCCCAAUUUGCCAACACUGAUCACACAACAGGUGCUGCGUCAGAGAUCCGGGCGUACUCCACCGGCAGUCUCAGCACCUGUGGCAGCACCAGCGGCCUCAGCACGACGGCAUUCUCCACCGACCUCACCGAUCCUGAUACUCCCAACAGCAAGCAGAGCGCUCAUCAAGCAUCAAGCAUCUCGUCUCGCAGCUCCAUCAAUGCCAGAUCCGACCUAGACGAUCCUCUUUCUGAUCUCGGAGAUGCUUUCGAAACGGACUUUGAUCUAGCGCCGGACAUGAACAACCUCAGCCUCUGCUCCUCCUUGUCGCGCGCACGCUCCAACACCUCUCUCAGCCAUGUCAGCAGGGACAUCUGGGACGACGACCCUGCGCCGCUCACUGGCACCACGCAUACCUCUUCCUCGUCACUGCAUCCUCCGGCGUUUCCGGAUCACCCACCCUCUGCGAAGAGUGUGUCGGGCGAAAGCGAUGCCGACGACGAGCACGAGGACAUGCUGGAAGGUCUCGACUUUGAAGGCAGCGUCUUUGCGACUUUACCUGCGGCUUCUGCUGCCUCAAAUUCAGGCAUUAAGGCAAAGCUUGAGGCCAUCCUGGACCUCAAGCGCUCCGGUCAGCCGUCUGCUACCGGUGGUAAUGACCAGAUCUCGGACUCGGAUACUGGCAUCGCUGCCGGCCUCAUUAUCGAUGACGACUUUGAUAUCUCCCCGAGCCGCAUCGCUGCUCGUGGUCUGCCCUCGAAGCCUUGCUUCUCCUCCGUUCCUGCGCAGAACUCGGCCUUCAUCGGAGGCAGCGGAUCCUCAGCAUCACACGCUCACGAGCGCCGACACCCCGUUCGCUCUGCGUCCGAUUCUCCGGCUCAGGUUCCCAGCACUCGCUCCGAGGUCCGAGCAUCUAACCGCAAUCGCCUUUCGAUCAAACGCUCCACAAGCGAUCUGCAUUCGCAUGCCAACCCAAGCACGACUUCUUCGACGUUCAGGCGACCUCCUACUCGUGGCAGCCAACUCACACGCAAGAGGUCUUUACCAUCUGUCCGAACGACACCGCCGACCAACUCGCCGUCUGGAGCCGCUCCGCCCACUCUCAGCGCGCGCGCGCCGUCCAUACGGCAGCGCCACAACAGCGGCAAUGCCGACGCCUCAACCAAUUUGCGAUCCAGAAGCAAUGUCGGUUCCAGGCUCACCGACUCGACCGCGGCGUCGCGUGCAAGAGCCGCUGAGACCGCAGCCGAUCAGCUGGCUCGAUUGCAGAGGGAUGCAAGCGCCCCUGCGCGACCCAGCACGCCUACGUCUUUCAACCCUCGAUCGACAUAUCAGCCUGCAUCACGCAUCUCGGUCCACACUCGGGCUAAGGCCAGGUCCCAUUUAGAGCGUCGCAUGUCCUCGGGUGAAAGUCAACCCGCGGCCCGCCUUCUCAAGCGCUCCGUCCUUUAUGGCAAUGGCGCAGAGCUCGACGGCAUCGAUGAUCUGCCAAGCUCAAGCGGUCCGCCAACAUCGCAGCCGCAAGCGUCUUCCGUCAAGUCGAGCCAGCACAAGGCGGCUGCAAAGGAUCACUCUGAUGCUCCUUCGAUACCUGGUGAAAAUCAGCGCAAGCGCGGCGGCCGUCGCGGAAAGCGAGGCAAGCCGGCCCUCAUUCGACCCCUCGGCGCUGGAGCAACCCCUGCGCAGAAGACCGUCAAAGGCAUGCGAUGGAAUGCACACGCACUCCGCUGGGAGGGUAACGAGGGUGUCCUUCGAGAUUUUGAUCAGGUCAUCCAGCGAAGCACGCGACCUGCUCUCAUCUCACAGAUGACGGGCAGCUCCACGAGCUCGGCACUGAACCAAGUGGCUGGUUACUCGUCGCCCCUAUCGCCGGAAAGCAGCACUCUGAUGAACAGCAUCGCAUCCGGAGCUCGUGUGGUCGGCGACAUGCUUUUCGACCCCAUCCAGAUGCGAUGGAUCCCGAAGUCCGGCGAUGAGGAGGAAGACGUGUUUGCAGGAUUCGACGAUGCGCUCGAGGGGGCAGACGGCUUUCCUGACGCGCCGGCGGCCAGACUUGGUGUUGAUGGCGACAGUACGUUGCGUGCGCGCAGGACACGGUCUACGGAAGCAUUCAGCCUAUCGUCGAAUCCAUGGACGCCUCUCGGCGGACAGCAGAGAGCGACGCAAGACACGGACGCGGUGAUUCGACACGCUUUGUCGAGGGGCAUACCUCGGAUCGCUUGA
This is a messenger RNA of Kalmanozyma brasiliensis GHG001, 2520 nucleotides long. RefSeq lists its product as uncharacterized. Gene Ontology annotation, biological process: mitotic spindle orientation checkpoint signaling; regulation of Ras protein signal transduction. Gene Ontology annotation, molecular function: GTPase activator activity. NCBI's taxonomy places the organism in Eukaryota, Fungi, Basidiomycota, Ustilaginomycetes, Ustilaginales. The record is from RefSeq and is a predicted model, not a curated record. The transcript is spliced from 2 exons. Gene Ontology annotation, cellular component: mitotic spindle pole body; SIN/MEN two-component GAP complex. Bases 1 to 2520 code for a protein of 839 amino acids.